Molecule: messenger RNA, 1802 nt
Organism: Monomorium pharaonis (pharaoh ant)
Lineage: Eukaryota; Metazoa; Arthropoda; Insecta; Hymenoptera; Formicidae
Exons: 10
Coding region: 84-1454 (456 amino acids)
Source: RefSeq, a predicted model, not a curated record
AAUAUUUCGAUUACAACAAAGAAAAAUGCCGAAACAUUUUCGGGAAUUGUCUUCGCGACAAAAAAAUCGGCGCCUUCAACAAUAUGAAAGGCAAUAUGAGCGUCAGCCAAUUGUACAUCAUGUCGAUAGACCUACGAAUGGCGUUUUACGUACUGCUAUAUGAUGUGUAUUGCAUAACAGUACCAACGAUAUGGAUAGACUUCGAGCGAUCAAUAUUUAAAAUGCCAAAAAAAAGUAAACAGCUUACUCAAGCCUGCAUAAAACAGAUGCCGCCGUGUGAUGAUUGGGACGAAUUAACAUUUCAUAAGAGCUUUGGUCCUUAUGAAACGUACCAAAAUGCACGAUCGGUCGAAAAAGUAGUGGGAGAAAUGUCAGCGUCAGAUGAUAAUAUUAAUAAUAUUAAUAUACAGGCAUAUGAUAAGUGUAAUGCUUCAAAGAAGAGGCUUAUAAAGAAGAGAAAAUUGUAUGGCGACACAAGCAACGAAGAUGAACCAAAAAAGAUGCGUCUUAAAUUGCCCUCGAAUUAUAUUCCACAAGUAGGAAGUGGAUAUGUUUCUGACUUGCAGCCUAAGAUUAAUAAAGCGAUCACUAAACCAGGUUCAUGCGAAUCCAGUGACUUAAAUCAGGCCGAUGAUACUCCAAAUUCUGAUAAUACUUUUGAUUCUAAUUCACUGCUGGAAGAUGAUUCUUCACAAGAAUUGUCAGAUUUCUCUGACAAUUCUUGUGAAGAAAUACAAUACAGUAACACAGAAACGCAGAAAGCAAUAACAAACUGUGGUCAUAAGCAAAAAAGUUACAAAACUGUAAAAGAAAUACCGAAAACAGUAAAAACCAAUUGUGUGGGACAGGAAAAAGCUUCAACAGCUCAGCCAAAAAUAAUGUCAGCUGACAAUACAGAAGAAUUUGGGAACGAAAUUUGGGACGAAAAUUUGGGAAACCAAUCUAAUGAUUUAGAGCACACAUGUUGUGGAAUAUGCCGGCGUGGUAUUAAUGCAAAAUUAGCUAUACUGGAGCGUAAACUUAAUCGAAUUAUUCAUCUUUAUGAAAAUAAACAAGAAGUACAAAAUGAAAGAGAAGUGCAGGUGGUCGAUUUCUCUCUCUUACCAAAUUUGCCCCUCACUACGGUGGAGAGAAUUGAAGCGUUUAAUAAUCAACUGGAUAGAGCUGAUGUUCGGCGACAAUUUAUUCAGAAAAUGUCACAAGUGGGCGGAGAAACAGUCGCCAAAAAUGUUAGAAAUAUAAUGUCGCAAACUAUUGGUUACGAAGUUGCGCAGGCAUACACGUGGACAGGACAAAAAAAUAAAUUGUCUCUAAGAAAAUCAAGACUAUCCGAUACAAUCAUUGAAACUGUAUUGAUGCAAGGAAAAAGCACCGUGAGUGAAAUAGAAAAAUGCAUGCAGGAAUGGUUGAGACGAUCUGGUGACAGGAUACGAGCAAUAUUAUUAAAAAAGUGACAUUUUACAUUACGAUCUGGCGACAGGAUACGGGUGAUAAAUUGUUUAAAAAGUAAUGUUAUAUUUCAAUCCAUAUAUUCUAAAAUAUAUAUUUUAUAUAAUAUAUUAUUAAAUCUUUGUAAAAAUAAAGAAUAAAUAUUGUAUUACAUUGUAUGUUAAUAUACAACAUUGAGUAAGUUUCCAUCGAGAGUACAAAUCGGGUCAAAGUUGGACCAAUUAACCAACGGCUAUAUAUGCUAAUCAUAACGGAAAUUAGGUAUUUUUGUUGUAACCAGCAUAACUAUUGGCUAAUUAGCUCGACUCUAACACGAUUUGAACUCUCGGUGAAAACUUACUUAUUGUAACGUA